This is a messenger RNA of Anopheles moucheti, 2915 nucleotides long. RefSeq names its product interaptin (gene mira). The record is from RefSeq and is a predicted model, not a curated record. Lineage: Eukaryota; Metazoa; Arthropoda; Insecta; Diptera; Culicidae. Bases 63 to 2915 code for a protein of 950 amino acids. The transcript has 4 exons.
GUUUUGUUUGUCUGUUUGAUUUCGUUUAUAACCCCCCGGUUUAUCCCCAACACUCUAUAUAAAUGUUGAAAAUGUCGUUCUCGAAGGCGAAGCUGAAGAGAUUCAACGAUGUGCCAGCCGUUUCAUCUCCUUCAGCUUUUGCUGAACCAAAAGAGAAGGAGCUCCCGAAAAAGUCGAAAAAGGAGGACAAAAUCAAGAUCGGUGGCAGUAUGGAUGCGGAGUCGAUCAAGACAACGAAAAGCGCACUGAGCCUUUUCCGUACGCCAUCACUACCGCGUCGCCUGAAGUUUAAGCACAUCUCCGACCUGACGCCCAAGAAAGCUUCCGCCAAGGAAGAAAAGGCAAACCGUCUAGCAGCGACUACAGAAGCGGCCACCGAUAAGCCAUCCGAUGGCACUGGGAAGGUACCUCCGAUCGUGCAACUCUACAACAAGAUCGACGUUAACAAAGAAGCACUCGGAAAGGCGCGGGAAGAGAAUGAGCAGCUGAAGGCAACGGUGCAAGAGCUCCGGGCCGAGCAUCAGCGCGCGGAACUGGAACGGAUGAGCUUGCUGGCAGCAAAGGACAACCAGAUCGUACUGCUGGAACGCGAGUUGACCAGCAUCAGCAAGGCGGACGAACUGUUGCAGCACAUUACGGAGGGCUGCCUGGAGAAGGUGAAAGAGUACGAGCAGGAGAUCCGGAACUUGCACCAAAGCUACGAACGGCAGCUGUGCGAUAUGCAUGACUCCAAGACGGAGCUGGAGAUCCGGUAUGACGAGCUGCUCUGCGUGCACCGGAUGCUGCAGAACGAUUACGACGUGACCGAGGGUGAGAAUCAUUUCCUGAACGAGGAAAUGGUUGCACUGCGUGAAAUCCUGGAGGCGCACGACAUGGAGUUGCAGCGCAAAACCGACGAGAUCAAGCUGAUGGAGGAGGGGUUAAAUGAGCUCGUGAUUGAGGGCCGUGAUCUGAAGGAGCAAGUGAAGUACCUGAAGACACAGGCCGAGGAGGACAUGAUGCGGUACGUGGAGGAAGGCCGCAACACGAUCCGGGAGAUCGAUCAGCUUAAGCAAGAGAACGCCCGUCUGCUGACCGUGCUGGCGGAAAAGAAUGCCAUCGUGGCGGGUAUGCAGGAGGAGCUGAACGAGCGUCAGUUCGAGAUGGACGACAUGCGCAACGAUAUCCGGAACGAGCUGAACCAAGAGCUGACGGCGUUGUGCAAAAAGCAUGAGGCACAGCUCGCCACCAUGACCGAGCUAAACGAGAUGAAGAUCAAGGAAUGUGAAUCGAUCUUCGUGUUGGAAAAGUCGAAGCUUGUCAAGGAACACUCGGACCGCAUGAAACGGCUGGAGAAGGAACAACAACGCGAGAUCGAACGUAUCGGCGAGCAGGCGGAGGAAAAGAUCCGCAUCGCAGACAUCCAGAACGAGGAGCGCGUGAAGGGGCUGGAACUCUCGAUCCAGAGCUCGAUCUCGGCAGCGCUCGCGAGUGAAAAGAUGCACUGGCAGAAGGAGCUGGACAAGUGCCAGAAGAUUGCCGAGACGGAAAUCAUGCAGAGUGAGUUCGAGAAGCGCGAUCUGCGCACACUAUGGGAAGCGUCCAACGAGGUGAUCAAGGACAACGAGAAUAAGAUCGCAGAGUUGGAGCGCCGGCUGCAGGUGGAGCUGGAACCGGGCGCAAAGUCGCGGGACGAGCUGGAAACAGAAGUUCGCGAUUUGUCAUUGGAAUGUUCGCGACUGAAGACGGAGAAGUACAACUAUCAGCUGACGCUAAAUAACACCCGCUCCACGGUCAACAUCUUGAUGGAGCGGCUCAAAAAGUCGGACGGUGAUGUGGAGUUGCUUAAGGCAGAACUGGAGCAAGUUGUGCGUAGCAAGACGGAGAUUGAAACGGCCAACAACAAGCUGCGGGAGGAGGUGACCGAAUAUCAGCGAGUUCUCGGUGCGCUGCAUGCAUCUUCCAGCCUGCUGGAGAAGGAGAUGCGCGAAAAGAAUGAGGUGUUCGAGAAGCUGAUGAAUUCGGAGGAGGACGCUAUUCUGACGGUGUCGCAGAUUGGCAAACUGUUUAGCGACCGUAUGGAACAGAGCAUGGGCCGCUAUCUGGAGAUGUACGAGGAGCUGAAGAAGAAGUACGAUGCCCGGGAGGCGUACAUCCAGGAUCUGAAGGCGCUGUUGGACGAGUUUGCCAACGGCAUCGAGCUGGCACGGAUCGAGCUUGACACGAAGGAUAAGAAGAUCUUUGAGCUGGAGAACGAAAACAAGAACAUCAAGCUGGAGAACAUGACGAUCCGGUUUAAGUGUGAACAGUUCGAGAAGUACAAUCAGGGCGAGAGUCGAGUGCCACAGCCUUCGCCCGAGCUCCAGUGCAACAGCCACACCGACGCGGACGAUGAUGAGCGAUUGGUGCCGAACUUUUUGAUCGAAAACAUCAUCAACCAGCUGGAGCAGGAGGGUAUGUCGGACAAGGACACUCUCGGUACGAUUCAGGAAAUCAUCGAAAGUGGCCACGACCAAAACGGGACGGAAAUUGUCGAUAAGCUAAAGGAAACGGAAGAAAAGCCUCGCAUAGUGGAAGAAUUCGCCAAAGAAACAUCGGAUAAAUAUACGGAACUGCUGGAAAACCAGAACAACCGACAGAAGAUGAAGAACCUGGAAUGCAAUAAGGAUCAGCAGCAGCUCAAAGCGAAAAUUGCCAAAUUACAGGAGCUGAACAAGAAGCAGGAAAACACAAUCCAAACCCUACAACAGCAGCUUUCCUCGUUUGAUUCGCCACAGAAGCUGAACGGAUCGAUGAAGUACCUUUCGGCUACGGCCAGUCCAAAAACGCCGAAGAAGCUGAUCGUAUCGCCGUACCCCGGCAAGGAGAAUUGCUCACCGGCCCAGGUCGGUGUGUUCAGUCCACGGUCGAACGUGCUGCGGACGCGGAACAACUAA